Molecule: messenger RNA, 1292 nt
Organism: Microdochium trichocladiopsis
Lineage: Eukaryota; Fungi; Ascomycota; Sordariomycetes; Xylariales; Microdochiaceae
Exons: 1
Coding region: 98-976 (292 amino acids)
Source: RefSeq, a predicted model, not a curated record
GAGAGAGCAAGUGUCCCCCUUUCUCAUUGCGCCCGAUACAUCUAAUCUGGGAAACCCUGGCCUGGUCGUUGUUUGGUGGUGGGAAGCGGACACGAGGAUGCCGCGCAAGGUCAGUUCCAUCACUUCAUCCCUCUCCCUCCCCCUUCUUCCUCUUUCCGAGCGUCGUGCACCACAAAAAAAAACACAUAUCCCCGAAAGGACUCAUACUAAACGAGGAAGGGGGGACACACAGGUCCGCGUCCCUGCCGACCCGGCACAAUCCCGGCUCAACCAGCAGCGCUCGCGCGCGCGGCGGCGCGAGCACGUCGCGGACCUAGAGCGCAGGCUGCGGGAGCGCGAGGGGCAGGCGGUGCAGGCGUCGGUCGAGAUGCAGGCUGCGUCGCGGUACGUGGCGUGGAAGAACGAGAUGCUGAUGGGCUUGCUGGAGAGGAGAUUUGGCGUGGCGAGGGGGGAGGUGGAGGGCUGGCUGGAUGAGGAGUGGAAGAAGACUGCCUCGGGGAUGAGGUUGGACCUACCUGGAAGAGAAGCUGUCAGAGGAGAGGAAGAGGGGGACGGCGUGCGUGGCUUAUUGACGGCGACGUCUGGCCAUCAUCAAAUUAUGCGAAUAGUGGCGGAAGAGGAGGAGGGAGAAGAAGAAGAAGAAGAAUGUGAUGACGGCUGUGUAUGCAGGAAUGGGAGCUCGGACCGGAAAGUCACGCCUGACUGCUAUCGCACGGACACAAGAACCAUGGCGACGACAUCGUCACAACCCGACUCGGCGUCACAACCGGACUCAAACUCUGCUGCGAUGCCUCCACCGCAAACAUCGCGGCAGAUGGUCGAAAUGACAUCCUGCGACGAGGCAGCCGACAUGAUCGCGAGUCUACAAGGACACGGCAACGUCAACGACGCCCGAAGACUGCUGGGAUGUCCGAACUCGAGCGACUGCAAGGUCAAAAACACCCAACUGUUUCAGCUCAUGGUGGAGACAACUUGACCAGCCAGGCGUUGAGGCAGAUGAUGAACUACAAUCAGCGCGUGGGGCCGUCUUUGCAGGAGGCUACCAAUAUCUUAUUUACAGUUCUAUAAUCAGAGCGACAUGUCGACAAUUAACGAUCGCUGUAUCAGAGGCAACACCGAGGAUAUUUGCCAUGAGCAGGGCCAACACAUCAGUCCUUCCACCAUCUCCGCCUAAUCCACUUGACAGCAUACACAAGCCCCAGCAUGAUGGGCACUUCGAUCAAAGGCCCGACCGUGGACGCGAGCGCCUGGUCGCUAUGUGGUCCAAAGGUGGCCACUGCAACUGCAAUGGC